Calidris pugnax (ruff) is the source of this 1427-nucleotide messenger RNA. RefSeq names its product CMP-N-acetylneuraminate-beta-galactosamide-alpha-2,3-sialyltransferase 4-like. Lineage: Eukaryota; Metazoa; Chordata; Aves; Charadriiformes; Scolopacidae. The coding region runs from base 1 to 1095 and encodes 364 amino acids. The record is from RefSeq and is a predicted model, not a curated record. Gene Ontology annotation, molecular function: sialyltransferase activity. The transcript has 11 exons. Gene Ontology annotation, biological process: glycolipid biosynthetic process.
AUGAUCGCCAUCAGAUGGGUUGUGCAUGGAGACAGCAUGAACGCCAGAUCCAUAGCGGGGAGACUCUUCUUUGCCUUCUUCCAGUGGAAAAAUCUGGUGAUGUGGCUCUGUGUGGGUCUGUGCGUGCAGAGCCUGUACUUCUCCGUGAUGAACUCACAUGAAAGUCACACUGAGAAGCAUCUGGGGGCUUGCCGUAGACGCUUUGUGUGGAGGAAGCCUUUUCUUGGAAGGUUUGACUCUCACUGGAAGCCUUUCCUGACCAGCAAAUCCUUAUGCUCACUCAUGGACAGACCUUUUCAAGGAGAGCUUGAAGAAGUUCUGUGGUUCCAUAAACUGCCUUUUGGGCUGCAGAGCUCAGUUCUCUCUGCUUUUGCCACGUUGCAGCUUCUUCCACAGCAGGAGUUGCCGGGAUCCUUUGGCCGUUUAUGGUGCCAAAGGUGCAUUGUGGUCGGCAACGGCUACUCCAUCCACGGCCAACACUUUGGGAAAAUGAUUGACUCUCACCACGUUAUCAUAAGAUUAAAUGAUGCUCCGGUAAAAGAGCACAAGAAAGACGUGGGCGAGAGAACCAGCAUCCGUCUCUUCUUCCCUGAAUCAGCUCUGCCCAACCCUCUGGAAAACAAUGACAAUGAUACACUGAUGGUGUUUGUCCCGUUCAAGCCCCUGGAUUUCCUCUGGCUAAGGGAAGUGUUGCUGAAAACAAGGAAUAAGACAAAGGUGGGGUUUUGGCGCCAGCCCCCCCGGGAGUGGAACGGGAACGUCUCCCAGCUACGGAUUCUCAACCCAUACCUCACCUAUGAGGCGACCUACAAGCUGCUGCAGCUGAAUGCCUCAAGUGGGAGAUAUGCCACCACGGGAAUCAUCGCUUUGAACUUAGCCCUCCAUAUGUGCCAAGAGGUCAAUAUUGCAGGCUUUGGUUACCCUGGAAACCACGACAAUACUACACCAAUCCAUUAUUACAAUACGGGUCGCUCACGCAAAAAAGAGCUCUUUCAGCACAAUAUCACUGCUGAGAGGAACUGGCUGCUGAAAAUGAUUGAAUCGGGGGUGAUUGCUGACAUAGCCAGCCCUUCCUUCCAGGCCCAGAACAGCUGAGAGAAGAAGACUCUGCUGCUUGCUCUCCCCUCCAGACACCACUGAUGAUCCCAGCUGGGCUCUGCCCUUCUUCCAGAUAUUGUUUUGAGCAGGUCGCAGUAUGUCCUGUCAUGUGUGAGGUGGGAGAUGGAUCCCUGAGAUUCAGAGCACUUGCCCUUUCCUCUUUUGGGCCUCUGGUUUCUGCUGUUGACUGCUGUGGUGGAGGGUGGAGUGUUGCACAACCCUUCUGCCUCCUGUUUUGUAAACAACCAUCCUGUGCUCAGCAGUUAUUUGUGAAAAGCACCAAACUGAAAUGCUAAACUGGUCCUCAGCCCCUGAGGGAGGGAGCGGGU